AAAAUUACAAGGAUCGUCAUGUUGAUUUGUACAGAUUUGGAAUUUAUUCACAGAAAAGUAGGGCACAACAUGUAAAUCUUAUUAAAAAUUCAAUUAAGGUGUUUCAGCAUGGACCCCAAGGGUAAUUGGGCCCAGGAUGUCUUACGGUGCCAUCUGUGUGAGACUCCGGUCCCUCCUAUGUACUGUGACAUUUGUCACAUACAUCUGUGUAAAGCCUGUGUGGGGGAGCAUCUAUCAGACGAAUCCACAGAACACAAAGUGGUGCCAUUCAAAAGGCGGGGAUCUAACACUAAAUGUCAAAGACAUUCCUCAAAAAUAUGUGAACUUUUCUGUAAACAAUGCGACAUUCCUAUUUGUGUAAAGUGUGUUUCUUCUGAAGAACACAAAGGUCAUGAAUUUAUUGACGUGGUGGAAACACUAGAAAACCAAAAAGAAAUCAUACUGAGAGAUUUACAAGAACUAGAGAAAUCCAUCUCUCCUAAAUAUCAGGAGAUUGCAUCUAUCAUCCUAGUUAUGAAAGCUGAUCUGAAUGAAAACUCCAAGAAACUGACAAAAGCUAUUGAGAAACAUGAGGAAGACUUGCACAGAGAAAUAGACACCAUGAUCAAGAAACUAAAAUCAGAUCUUGAUGAAAUGGACUCCAAUUAUCUGACUGUACUAAAUAAACAGGAAAAUGAAAUCAAGCGCACUAUUUCUGUAAUCAAACAGAGCAUUGCUGAUCUGAAGAAGUUACUAAACUCAAAUGAUGUCAGUCACAUCUCUGCCUAUAAAUCCAGGAAUGAUGAAUUGAGAAGAUUGCCUCCUAAAAUCACAGCUAACUUACCAAAAUUUACCCCUGAGAAAAUAAACAAAGAACAGCUUUAUCAACUGUUUGGUUCUCUGUCAGCGUUAUCUAUUAACUCAGAAGAACAUGACUACACAAUGGAUUCGCCUAAUGCAGAGUCCUCUCCCCCAGACAGACCACUCAUUAAUGUACCACGGGUCAUCACAGAAAUAAAUACCGAGUUUGGAAGUAAUAAUCUAUUACGCCGUGUGUCAUGUCAGAGUGAUGAAGACGUUUGGACAUGUGGUAAUGACUAUAUGAUGAGACUCUACAACCUGCAGGGUGAACUAGUGAAGUCAGUCCAAACCAAGUCAGGGAACAAGCCAGAGGACAUAGCAGUGAUAAGGAGUGGGGAUCUAGUUUAUACAGAUAAAGGUGAUAGAACUUUAAACAUAAUAAAGAAUACACAGAUACAGACAGUGAUCAGAGUACAGGGGUUGAAACCUCUUAGUUUCUGUUGUACCUUAUCUGGUGACCUCCUGGUUGUCGUAAACAGUGAUAAUAAUGAACAAACAAAAGUUAUGCGUUACUUUGGCUCCACAGAGAAACAGAGUAUUCAAUGCAAUGACAAAGGACAGCCUCUUUUUUCAACAGGUAUCAUUAAAUACAUCUGUGAAAACAGGAACCUAGAUAUCUGUGUGUCAGACAAUAGAGCUCGUACAGUAGUGGUGGUCAACCAGGACGGGAAACUCCGGUUUACCUACACUGGUAAUAGCUCUAGUGCUACCUUGGGAUGUCCACGUGACAUCACUACAGAUAGCAAGAGUCACAUCCUAAUAGCAGACAGCAGCAACUGCAUCCACAUUUUGGACCAGGAUGGCCAGUUCCUCCGCUACAUUGACAACUGUCAAUUACAGACUCCAUGGGGUUUAUGUGUGGACUCCAGGGACAACCUCUUUGUGGCCGAGUUUUACUCGGGUAAAGUGAAAAAAAUCCAAUAUAACAGAUAAAUGCUUUGUUAAAACCAACAAACAUGUAUCUACUGUGGCAGUGAAUAUAAAUGUGAUCAUUUAAAGAGCCUAUGUAACAUAUAUUCUUGUAUAACAGAUGUAAACAAACUGAGUGUAUAUUCAUAUAACUUAUAUACAUGUACUUAUAUAAAAAAGAUUGUUUUGUGCACAUGUGAUAAGUGAAAGCGAAAUGUUGUACUUUUUUAAUGUUUUUUAUUAAUAUACACAUGUAUGCAGAUUGAAAUGAUUAAAUUAUAAACUAAACAAAAAUAAAAUUUGUUUAUACCUAUGUUAAAUGUAAACAGAUUAAAUUUAAUCAUCACAAUGUUGCAUUACUUAAUAUGAUAUACAUACCAUUUAGCUAUUUGUUAUAUAUAUUUUAAAUUGUAUGUAUCAAACACUUAUAAUUGUAAAUUUAUGAAUUAUCAAGUGAAGACUCUAAGCAAAUGUGCAAUAACGGUAUUCAAGGACUGAUGAAAGUAAAAUCAAGUUAUCUUUACAUGAAGUAAAGAA
Magallana angulata is the source of this 2286-nucleotide messenger RNA. Its product is annotated as E3 ubiquitin-protein ligase TRIM71-like. The coding region runs from base 109 to 1773 and encodes 554 amino acids. Gene Ontology annotation, molecular function: translation repressor activity; ubiquitin protein ligase activity; zinc ion binding. Lineage: Eukaryota; Metazoa; Mollusca; Bivalvia; Ostreida; Ostreidae. The transcript has 2 exons. The record is from RefSeq and is a predicted model, not a curated record. Gene Ontology annotation, biological process: proteasome-mediated ubiquitin-dependent protein catabolic process; protein polyubiquitination; negative regulation of translation.